Oncorhynchus masou masou (cherry salmon) is the source of this 3270-nucleotide messenger RNA. RefSeq names its product transcription factor MafG-like. Gene Ontology annotation, biological process: regulation of transcription by RNA polymerase II; regulation of epidermal cell differentiation. The transcript is spliced from 4 exons. The record is from RefSeq and is a predicted model, not a curated record. Gene Ontology annotation, molecular function: RNA polymerase II cis-regulatory region sequence-specific DNA binding; DNA-binding transcription factor activity, RNA polymerase II-specific. NCBI's taxonomy places the organism in Eukaryota, Metazoa, Chordata, Actinopteri, Salmoniformes, Salmonidae. Gene Ontology annotation, cellular component: nucleus. Bases 625 to 1209 code for a protein of 194 amino acids.
CCGUUUUAAAGGGCUAGCCUCACUGUGCUGUGCCGUUCUCUCUCUCUCCCUCCCUGCCUGCUGUGUGCUGCUGAUUCAUCACGAUUAGGUGGUUAGCCAGCCUGCCUGCCAGCCAUAGGCUACAUGCACAAGCCAUGCCAACCAGACUGAGUGGGGGCUUUCAUAGCUAAAGUAGACAAAGAAAGGGCUUGCUUGUCAAACGUAGGCUAGGCUAUAGCAUCGCACUACAGUGCAGAGAGAACAACAUGUGUGACGGUUGGGAAUAUUUUUGAUAACUUCAUUGCGAGAUAGAUUGAUCAUAUCGAGAGUUACGGGGGGACCGGGAAUCCCCCCCUGGUUUUCAGAAAUCAGACAUCGUUAAUCGGUUUACAUAGAGUAGCCUAGCUAGAUAAGGAAGAGGAAGAUAUAUCGUGUAUUCGGGAUGUGUAGCCGAGUUGGAACUGUCUAGAAAACGUGAUUAUUGGUUAGGUGGUUGGAGAUAUUCACAGCAGAAGAACUGUCCGAGUAUUCGAGUGCUGAAACGGAAGCAAGCGGAGCGGAAAACGGGCCGCACUGGAUAGGGACGCAACAACCGCGCGCGCUGUCAGCGUGUGUCUGUCUGUUGCUAUUUCAGAGGAAGGAGAGAUGGAGGGUCGAGAGAUGGGAUUAAAAAACGAGUGGAGCUCUGAGGUGUGUUCAGAGGGGGCUGGUUCUCGUGGCAUGUCGACCACUAAUAAGGGAAACAAGGCCUUGAAGGUGAAGAGGGAGCCGGGGGAGAAUGGGACCACCCUGACAGAUGAUGAGCUGGUGACUAUGUCCGUCCGGGAGCUCAACCAGCACCUCCGCGGCCUCACCAAGGAUGAGAUCCUGCAGCUGAAACAGCGCCGGCGCACCCUGAAGAACCGUGGCUACGCCGCCAGCUGCCGAGUCAAACGGGUCACCCAGAAGGAGGAGCUGGAGAAGCAGAAGUCACAGCUUCAACAGGAAGUGGAUAAGUUGGCGUCGGAGAACGCCAGCAUGAGGGCGGAGCUCGAUCACCUGAGGUCGAAGUACGAGGCGCUACAGAGUUUUGCAAGGACUGUGGCGAGGAGCCCGGGAGUGGGGUUAGGGGUCGGGGGUCAGAGGGGAGGUGGUGGGGUCGGGUCGGUGAUCGGGCCACUCAUACCGGGGAAAGUGGCGGCGACGAGUGUCAUCACGAUAGUGAAGUCGAAAACGGACGCGCGGUCUUAGUAGCAGGCUGGGUCCAGGAGGGAUGAGAUGAAAAAGGGAGGGAAGGGAGAGGAGGAGAAGAAGCUAAUUAGGACUAUUUAAAAAUGAAACCAUUGGUCAGUGCAUCGUCAUUGAGCACAGGACAGAAUUUAAUCAGGUGAGGUGGCCCCCCUUUGAGAAAAUAUCACACCCUGGAUAGUAAUUACUGUGUUUCUACUGUUAUUUUGUACCUGUUGUACACGAGGUCCAAAGUUGUAAUUUUUAUGUAAUGUAGUUAUGCGUGUGUUGUGUCAUGGAAUACUGUGAACUUCAUCCGUGGCCGACUUUCGUUUUGGUAUCAUUCUAUUUGGCUGUGAUUUCUCUGAAAACAACUGGGGGUCUAGGCAUCUAAUCGCCAAGUGUUGUCCUGUUCCUGUCUGUCUGGGAUUGUGUACUAUACUGUAGUAUUAGCCAUCGGGAUUCCAUUGACUGACACGUGUUUAUGUGACUAGGCAAUUACUCCAUUCAAAAACUAACUGAAAAAUCAACAUUUUAGUCAAAAAUGUAUAGAAUUUAAAUAUAGUCAAUUUGAAUGUUUUUCUAAUUUAUUGUUAGAUUUGAUUUUGUUUCAUUUUUUGGGGAAUAGCAAUAACAUACUAAUGUUACUAUGAGGUAUUUUGUUGACAUGGCCAAUAUUUCAACUGUCAAAAUAAUUAUUUAAAAAUCAUUUUUAUUUUCAGUUUUUAAAACAGUGGACUGUUCAAUCUGUUAGUUGGGUGUAAUUCUCACAAGUUUUACCAUAAAGUUAUCAGUGUGAGUGACGUUACGUAUUCUUCAAAGGAUUCUUUGUCUACAUAUGGUCACAUCUUGAAUUUUAUAAAUUACAUAAAGUAUCUUUACAUUAUUUAUAAAAGACCUUUAAAAAAAUAAUCAAGGUAAAAAUUGUUUGAUAUUUCCUCUUUUUGCAAUUGUACCAAAAGUGGCUUAACUAUUGAAGUUGAUAGCUUUGUCUUUCUAGUGACUAGGCGCGUGUGGUUGUUAUGGUGACCGUGAGGCUAGCGCGUGGUGGCGUGACGUUGUAAUGUACAAUACGUGACGAGGUAAUGAUAAUAUUAUUGUUCACUGCGUUGUUGUUAUGGAUACGUGAUGCUGUUUUAAUUUAAAGCGGGUGACGUAGUCGAAGGUCCCUAUGCUCUGCCCAUAUCCCUAUGUAACAGUGGUGGUUGUAUUAAUUGAUGUUUAUUAAUACUUAAUACAGGUGUUAUUAAUGUGUUAUAAACAUGCAUUACAUAAAUUACAAAGUCUCUCUAAUAGGAACUAUUUAUUUAGCAACUGAACGUCUAAAUGUAUAAAAGCCUGAAUAUUCAAAAUGAGUUCGACAAACUGGGAGAAUAAAGAGAUACAGUGUUACCAAGAUACAGCGUUUCCUAGGAUACCCAAACUACUGCAAGGGUGUAACGACUGGGAUAUGGGCCUAAGAUUACAUCACCCGUGCACUUUGAAUAAGUUCGAUUUUUGUGACGUGAUUUAUAGAAUUAUUUUCUUUGCUGUGUAUAUAAUUCUAUGUUAUGGAUAUGUUUAAUGCAGACUGCAUUGCCCAUGUUUCCGUUUGUUUAUGCUAUUCUGUAAAUGCCAGGGAAGUAACACUGUUGUCUGCUAUCUGUUUCUGUUGGGUCAUAGAAAUCCUGUCAUUCAAGGAUUAUACAAGUUCCCCGUACCGAGAUGGUCCAUUUCCAUUCUACUGGUCAGUAUCAUUCUGUGGGCCCGGUAUGGUUUGGUCUGUCUAAAAGCAGGCUUUUCCCACAGACAGAAAGUUUGUUACAGCAUGGUUUUGCCUGUCCAUUACCCACGUAGGUUCUUUUGUUAUUUGGGUACUUAGUUGAAUUGUCCGCAACUUCUAGAGUACAAAUGAUCAAUUUCCACAUGGUUUUAUAAUCACCCUUAUAUUGCCGUUAACUAGAUAUCAAACCGAGACAGUAUUGAAUAUGUUUUGCUUCAUCUUCAUAAUAGGUUGGGGAAACCCUGCCAUAGGCUUUAAUGGAAGUUACUGCUGUGCAGUAGAGGGGAAUGCUCUCUCUCUCUUUACACACAGUAGCUAAAUGG